Closterium sp. NIES-67 is the source of this 2812-nucleotide messenger RNA. The record is from the annotation of a GenBank genome assembly. Lineage: Eukaryota; Viridiplantae; Streptophyta; Zygnematophyceae; Desmidiales; Closteriaceae.
UAUUGCCCCGCACCUCUCUCCUUCUCCAGUACUGCUAAUUAUUUCCUAGCCAGCCAAGUACCGAUCACCGCACCUAUCCUUCGUUCCAGCUUUAGAGCCUACCAUUCCCGUUCUUCGUGUCGCGUUCAGUCAUCUUCUGUGUACAUAUCACCUGAGAGGCUUCGCCACUCGAUAUCGUUUCCAACAGAAUCAAACCAGACUCUCCGACAACCGAACACGACCAAUCAUGGCUCUUACCGCUGGAACGACGACAGCAUGCCUGUCAACCGUGCGCGCGCUUAGCAGCGCUACCGCCACGUCAGCCACCACGUCAGGGGCUUCCUACGGCACCAGCUCGCGACAGCUGUACGUGUCGCAGGGCUCGCCUCUCGGGCUGCCACGUGGCGACGCCUCCGUAGUAUCCGCGAUGAUCGGAAUGAGGCUAGGAUCAGCUCGCACUUUUUCGUCGAACUUCGCUAACUUCGAACAAAGGGGAUCGCCGGCGCUUCAGCACUCCAUUCGUCGCCGACAAACUCAGUUCCAGGGGCAAAGCCAGCGAGUUCCCCGGAGUUUACGGCGGGAGGUGCGGGCAGCCGUCGCAGACGACAGAUCCGCCGGCUCAGCAGAGAAAGCGGAGGAUGCCGCCCCGGCAGCUCCUCCCGCGUCUCGAAGCGGCGGCGGCACCAUCCUCGGUGCAGUCACGCUCAUUAUUGGCUCGUCCGUCGGCGCGGGCGUGCUCGCUCUGCCGUCCGAAACUGCCCCUGCGGGUUUUUUCCCCUCGUCAACGGUCCUCAUCGGCUGCUGGGCCUUCCUCGUCCUCCAGGCGCUGCUCCUUGCCGAAGUGAACGUCGCGCUCCUCAAGGAGCGAUCCGAAAAGAGCAACCCCGCUAACGCGUCGUCGUCCUCCUCCGCAGCCGAGGCUGAGCGAGGCUCGGACGUCCUUUCGUACCGAACCAUGGCCGAGGCGACGCUCGGACCGCUGGGCGGCACGAUCGCGACCGCGGCGUACGUUUUUUUGUCGUUUACGCUGAUGGUGGCAUAUUUCGCAAAGGGCGGCGAAGUGAUGUCGAUGGGGACGGACCUGCCCCGUUGGAUCGGUGCAACGGGGUUCGCAGUGGUGCUCGGCGGUCUGAUCUACGGCGGAAACACGCGCACCGCUGACCUCGUCAACCGCGCUCUGACCGCCGCGCUGCUCGGUAUCUUCGCUGCGCUCGUGUGCGGAGGCUCCACGCUGGCCGACUGGGAUGAGCUGGCAGUCGCGGAUUGGUCCGCCAUGUCGUCAACUCUCCCCGUCAUCUUCCUCUCGCUCGUCUUCCACGACCUCGUGCCCGUGCUCUGCGCGUACCUGGACGCGGACCUCCCGCGCAUCCGCACCGCGCUGCUCGUCGGCAGCUCGGUCCCCCUCGCCAUGUUUCUCACCUGGGACGCCAUCGUCCUCUCCAUCUCGCCUUCCUCCAUCGCCGCCGCCGGCGCCGCCGGAGCCGCCGCGGCCGGCGCAACCGCCGGAGACCUUUCCUCGUCCGUCCUGUCCUCCCUUUCCGCAGUCUCCUCGUCCUUCUCCCACCUAGCCGCGACCUUUCCGGUGGCCCUAUCGACCGCGCUUUCCACUCCCGCGCUCCCCGCGUCCCUGCUCUCGUUUCCCGCGCAGGACCCCUUUCAGCUGUUCAUGCACCAGGCCACGCCGCUCCAAUCAGCGGCCGUCCUCGCAUUCUCGUUCCUAGCCGUUGCCACGUCAUUCCUCGGCUCCUCCCUCGCCCUAUCGGAGUUCUACAUGGAGCAGAUUGGAAACAUGGUUUUUGGCGGGAAACCCGCCGAGGCCAAAGCGGAGAAUCCGAACCAGGGGCAGCAGGAGGGUGCGAUUAACGGUGGUGACAUUAAGGAGGCCGGGUUAGGGUUCGUUCGGUCGCAUGUGAGGGAGGUUGGGUUCCUCCUAGCCCUCUGCCCGCCGCUGGCGGUGGCGUUAGCCAACCCGGGCGCGUUUGUGGCGGCGAGCAAGGCGGCCGGCGCGUAUGGCAUGACCGUUCUUUACGGGAUCCUGCCUCCCCUCAUGUUCUACGUGCAUCACAAGCAGCAGGCGGAGAAAGAAGCCAAGGCGUCUGAUUCGGCAGGAGGUUCGAUUUGGGUGCAGCCAGGUGGCAGCUUCGCGUUGGCCAGCUUGGGUGGCCUAUCGUGCGCGGUGAUUGCGGGUCAGGCAAUGAUUGACGCAUCUCUGCUCUCCCCGAGCUCGAUCGCUUCUCAGCCAUCGAUUAUCUUGGCUCAAGGCGAUAUCGCCUCAAUGAACGGUGAUCGUGAGGCCUCGGCUGAUAUCCCUUCUAGAAGCCAACUCACUAUGGCGACAAUCCGAAGCCCUGUCGCCACUGGGACCAUCGAACCUCCCCUGGUUUACGCCAGUCAAUCCCUUGCUGCCAGCUGCCUGACCGCCCCUCCCACCUCAGAUUUCCAGCACGAGGCUUUCUUGGACCUUCGCGAAUCUGCGUCGACGAACCCUUUGCUGGCGCCGUUACCCGUUUCGCACACUACGCCAUGCCUGAAGUUCACCAAGGGGAAUCUCGAGGUGUUCGAUUCGGCACAGGAAACCCUGAUAGUGGACAUUUAGGGUUAAGUGCGAGAGGCGGGUGCACAACUGCCUUGUAAGAGGCGUUGUGAAAGGCUGCUGCUGUGCUUGUACAGGCGUAGGAUGUGAGCUUUUAGGGGUUAGCAUUGCAGUGCUCUUAUAGAAACCCAUUGAAUGCAUGUACAUAAUCCAUUUCAUGAUAAUUUCAUGUUUCUUCUAGAUGCUUCAGAGAAGGACUGCAAUCCGAGCAACAUAAGUCAAUCAAGUUAAAUUAAAUAC